Molecule: messenger RNA, 315 nt
Organism: Racocetra persica
Lineage: Eukaryota; Fungi; Glomeromycota; Glomeromycetes; Diversisporales; Gigasporaceae
Source: the annotation of a GenBank genome assembly
GAUUUACUUGUUGCUCUUUUGUUGAAACAACCUUCUUUAUGUAUUUUGGUUUUUGUAAAAUCUAAAUAUGGAGCAGAUUCACUUGAUGAUUUCUUGUAUUUACAGAAUUUUCUAACCAUAAGUAUUCAUAGUGAUCGUACACAACAAGAACAUAAAUAUACGUUAAUAUCUUUCAACUAUGGGCUUGAUAUCAAAAAUAUAAUAUAUGUUAUUAAUAACUUCUGUGAUAAUAUUGAUGAAUAUGUUUAUCGUAUUGUAAGAACUGCACAUGUUGGGGAUCAAGAGUUGGCUACUACUUUUUACAAUAGAAUGUAA